UGACUGACAGUCAAAUGAGACAGACAUGGACUCAGAUCUUUUACCUGAGCAGAUACAGCAGAACCUGACUCACCUGUUUCACCUUCUCACUUUCUGAGAGAACUGCAUUUUUCCAGAAUCGUGCUUCUCCGUCCCACCUGUGUUUCCCAAGAGGAGCGUCCCCUCAGCUGAUUGGACCACAGCUCUGUGGAGUUGCGCUGCAGCUGCAUACCUGCAGUCACCCACUUAGUGCAGACACACAACGACAUGACAGUCAGAGGCUUCGUCUGUGGGCUCCUGCUGCUGACCUUCACCUCUACAGGAGCUGAUGGACAGAUUGAUGUCUGCGGCACGGCUCCUCUCAACUCUCGGAAGGCCGUAACGGAGUCCAGGAUCGUUGGGGGCCAGGACGCUGCUGCGGGGCAGUGGCCCUGGCAGGCCAUGCUGCAGAUACCGGUGGCCGGGGGCACGGCUCUGUGUGGGGGGUCUCUGAUCAACAGCCAGUGGAUCCUGAGCGCCGCUCACUGUUUCAAAAGCACCAGCACGUCCAAUGUGGUCGUUUCUCUGGGACGCAUCACUGAGCAGGGCUCCAACCCCCACCAGGUGAGCCUGUCGGUGUCCAAGAUCAUCGUUCAUCCAAACUACGACAGCCGCACCAACAACAACGACCUUACGCUGCUGAAGCUGGCCUCACCUGUGACCUUCAACGACUACAUCAGCCCCGUUUGUCUGGCAGCAGCAGGCAGCGACUUCCCAGGCGGAACCAGCUCCUGGGUCACCGGCUUUGGGACUCUUUCAUCUGGAGGGCCUCUGGCUUCAACACUCCAGGAAGUGAACAUCCCCAUCGUGUCCAACACUCAGUGCAACUCUGCCUACGGUGGGAUCACCAACCAGAUGAUCUGUGCUGGUCUGACCACUGGAGGACUGGACUCCUGUCAGGGGGACUCUGGCGGCCCGUUGGUCAUCAAGAACAGCACCAGGUGGGUCCAGGCCGGAGUGGUGAGCUUUGGAGAGGGCUGUGCGAAGCCGAACUUCCCGGGAGUCUACGCCCGGGUCUCAGAGUUCCAGUCAUGGAUCAGCAGCCAGGUGGACGGUCCCACGCCGGGAUUCGUCGAUUUCGGGAGUUAUUCCAACAUCACUUCAACCAGUGGGCCCAAAGGCGGAGUUUCUGCCACCAAAGCAGCGGUGGUCCUGGUGGUGCUGCCCGUCUUCUUCUCCUCCUUCAUCCUCUCAUGAGUCCAGACUCAAUCGCCUGCACAGAAACCUCACUUCCGGGAUGAAGCCCUUUCAGGAGACUUUUCUUCUCAAGACUCUUUCAGGUUUUGAUUAACAGAUGCUGAAAGUCUGUGAAGUUCAGACAAAAGGAUUUCCUCUGUAAAAUGGAGGAAUCUGUUUAUUUGAAGAAAUUCUUAUUGUUUAAAUAUAAAAACAUUCAUCUAUAAUGAAACAACAAUUUGUCAGCGAUCCGAACCAAAAUAAAUCCUGUUUUUACGUAUUUUAAACACUUUUAAAUAUUUUUCAAAAUAUUAUCGACUAAAAAAACAAACUAGGGAGAAAUGGUUCAAAUUAACAGACACUUUUGUUUUUAUACAUUUAAAUUUAAAAAUGUAUCGUUUCAUUAAUUUAUUGAAAACCAAACAUAAAAGUGUCAAAAAUACUGAAGUGUUCCUUAAAACUGAAACUGUGACUUUACUGGAAUAAAAAUGUAACUCGGUUACUGACAUCAAUGACUUAUAAAACUUCUGUGAAUAUUUACUUUUUUUAAAGAAUUUUACUGCAAACACGUUUUCCAUUAAUUGUGUGUUCGGAGGCGGAGUUUAACCGGAAACCUCAGGAAGAGUUUAGAGGAUUUCAAGUUUACAUUUCUGAGAAAAAACCUGACAUUUGAAUUAAAGCCAUGAAGUUAGUAAAGUUUAACAUUUGACCUGAAAGACGUGACGAUGAAGUUUCUGUUCUUUUAAACCUCCUCACCUUUUGAUCUUCUUUCAUUUCUUUCAAGCACUAAAUGAAAUGUUUUGGGGGAAAUUUAUUUGUAUUUAUUGCAUACAAACUAUAAGCUCUGUCUUUGGGUCUUUAUUACAAUGAAAGAAAUAAAUGGCGUUUUCCUAAUCUGUGUAGAGUUCAUGGUGUGUUCAGGGUCACGCAGAAUAUUGGAAAUCAGCACGACAUUCAGCCUGAAGGCGGAUUUGAUGCUCAGGUUAACCAGAACAGACGGGCCUCAGCCUGACAGCAAGAACAACAAAGUCAUCAAAACGUUCAAACAUCUGUGAAAACUGAUUCGUUUUAACCAGAAAUAAAUGUAUGGAUGAUGC
Oryzias latipes (Japanese medaka) is the source of this 2291-nucleotide messenger RNA. Its product is annotated as trypsin-2. The record is from RefSeq and is a predicted model, not a curated record. Gene Ontology annotation, molecular function: serine-type endopeptidase activity. Gene Ontology annotation, biological process: proteolysis. NCBI's taxonomy places the organism in Eukaryota, Metazoa, Chordata, Actinopteri, Beloniformes, Adrianichthyidae.